Molecule: messenger RNA, 2895 nt
Organism: Xyrauchen texanus (razorback sucker)
Lineage: Eukaryota; Metazoa; Chordata; Actinopteri; Cypriniformes; Catostomidae
Gene: sytl1
Product: synaptotagmin-like 1
Exons: 15
Coding region: 356-1975 (539 amino acids)
Biological process (GO): exocytosis; intracellular protein transport
Cellular component (GO): plasma membrane; exocytic vesicle
Molecular function (GO): small GTPase binding; neurexin family protein binding
Source: RefSeq, a predicted model, not a curated record
AUUUAGUCGGCAAACUUUGAGCAAAACACACUUCAUAUCGACACUCGAGACAAAAUACACAACAGCCACGGAUAAUUGUACUCCCUGCCACAAUAUACAUAAUGACAGAAAGGAAGGAGAGCGAGAGAGAUACCAUACGGUGUGAAGUGCUUAAUAAUUCAAUUCCUCUGUGAUGUGAAUCCGGUUCGUAUUUUGCUCUGCGCCUGAGGGCGGUGUGUGAGAGUGCCAAUCCAAAUCAGAAUCACACGGGACUAGUGAAGAGACGACCUACACAACUGAAGUUAACAAAGAAAUAACGACGAGAAUGAAUGACCCAGAGCAUCUUAGAUAAGAGCAGGUGUGAUCUGUGCCAGUGAUGGAAGGGGAACCGCUACUGGAUCUUGGUCACCUGACUGAGGAGGAGCAAAUUGUUAUUCUCAAUGUGCUGCUGAAAGAUGCUCAACUGCGUAGCAAAGAGGAAGGGAGAGUAUGUAAGCUGCACCAGACAGAGUCAGACCCUGUCCGUCUGCGCUCACUUUCUGGGGCGUGGUUUCAUGAAGAACGCGCUAAGAGAUAUCAGAUAGGAGGAUCUGAUGUUGUGCAUGCAUCUAUACGCAGAAAAAAGCGUGAUAAAGGUGUACCCCUGAUGGCAAUAUUUGGUGGAGAAAAAAAUAAUAACUCUUCUCCAUUACCUGAGCAGCAAGAAGGAAGGUAUACAGAGAAAGAAGUGCAUGAAAAUAAAAGUGUAACAGUGGAUGACAAGAGUCAGGGAGAAAAGGAAUGUGGGGAUAGUCUCAUUCCCAGGUUGGCCAGUGAAUCUAGCCCUAAGAUAAGACACGUCAUAAAGAACAAUGCAGUGGAAAGAAAUGGUGUUUCAACACUUCAAGGAACUGUUGUGGAGUCAGCAGACAUAGUCAGUAGGAUUCUGCCAUGUGCAUCACCACCUCUGCAGGUUGACUUGGAGGGGGACAUUGACUCUUUCAGAACUGAACUGGACCAUACUAGAUUUGGUUCAGUUAGCAGCUUGAUCUCCCAUCAAAUGAUGAAUGGCAGUUUGAUGAGCCUGUACAGCGUGGGCGAUUUCAGGGAUGUUGUUGUAUCAGGGCGGAUCCAGUUUUCUUUGCAGUAUGAUGACAAGAGGGAGGAGCUACAUGUGCGCAUUAUAUGCUGCCAAGACCUUGCGUCAGCCCGCAAAAAACUAUCAAACCCGUAUGUGAAAGUUUACCUUCUCCCAGAUAACACGUCCCGCAGUAAGAAAAAAACUGCAGUGAAGAGGAAAUCAUUAAAUCCAGUCUACGAUGAAACCAUGAAAUACAAAGUGCACAGGCUUGACCUUCAGGCUCGUGUGUUGAGUAUUUCUGUCUGGCACAUGGAGCGAAUGAGAAGAAAUGUCUUCCUGGGGGAGGUGGAAGUGAGGCUGGGUCAGUGGGACUGGAGCCAGAGCCAACCAGCCUGGCACACCCUCCAGCCAAGAGUUCGAAUAAGUCCAGAUGCCAUCAUCAGUAGGGGGACAAUUCUGUUCUCAAUUAAGUUUAUACCUCCAGACUCAGAUGAAGAUGGUUAUCCACUGACUGGUGAGCUGCAUAUUUGGUUGAGAGAGAUUGUCGGUCUCCUUCCUACAAAACGUGGGGCACCCAAUACGUAUGUGAAAAGUGUGGUACUGCCGGAUGAAAGUGGUGUUAGUGGUCAGCAGACUCGUGUAGUACGGGGAUCUGUCAACCCACUGUUCAACCACACUAUGGUUUAUGACGGGUUUCAGUCCAGUGACCUCAUUCAAGCCUGUGCUGAGAUAACUGUGUGGAGCCCACAGCCCUCCAGCUGUCUUGGUGGAGUACGUCUCAGCACUGGUUCAGGUGUGAGUUAUGGUCAGUCUGUUUGCUGGAUGGACUCUACUGAAGAGGAGAUCAGUGUGUGGUCAAGUGUUAUUCAGAGCCCUAACAGCUGGGUGGACACUUGUCUGCCAAUCAGAACCAACUUACAGCUCUGCACGGAGUAAACUGUGUUAGACCUGUGCAUAUUCAACAUGUGAUCUUGGCUGUGCAACAUUCAGAGCAAUUCAUAAUUUCUGUUAUAUGUAGAUUAUUUGUGAGAUGCAUAAAUUGGUCUGAAUUAUGAUUUCACGAAAAAUUCCCUAAUGAAAGUUUGAUGGAUAUAACAGAGAAUCAGGAUAGAAGUGAGAAACACAGGGCAGAAUUUUAAUAUGAAUUUAGAAGUGCUCCACGUCAGCACAGGCUCAAAAACAACUUCAAAUUUUUGCAACAGAACAGAAAUUAGAACAACCACCUCUACAUAACACAUUUUGUCAACAUGUAGUGGAAUUUUUGUAAAAAAGAAAAAAUCUUUAUAUUGCAAAUGAAAACUAUAGUUCGUACGUUUAAAUGUUGUCACCAUUAGGGGAUAUGAGUGUUUUUGCUUUUGUCACACAAUAUUAGAAUCUGAAUAGGAAAAGAAUGAGAAAUCACAGUCGUAACAUAAGUAAUUCAACUAACUUAUGCUGUCCUCAGAUAGGGAUAGUAUUUAUAUUUUUUCCUCAAAAUUUUUAAUAUCUGUGUUUUUUAAUAGCUAUAUUUUGUUUAAUGGAGAAACCCCAUCUUCAAGGUAUUUUCAGGCCAGAAAGUAAUUUUGUCAUGUUAAAUGAUCCUGCAAAUGUGAUCCUUUCACAAUUUUGUAACAGGUCUUUUUUUGUAACAGUUCUCAGGGUGACAAGCUAUUGUAUAGCUUGCCAUUUGUAAUGAAACUGAUUAUUACAAUGUUUUCUGCCAUUACAAAUGUAUAUAGCAUCAACAAAAAUGACUACUUAUAAAAUAAAGGUUUACUGAUAUUGUAUAACUUAUUUUUUGCAAGACUAUCAAUAUAAUUUGUUUUAAAACAAGUGCUUGCUGUAAAGGAUUAGUUCACCAAAAAUUAAAAUUCUCA